Molecule: messenger RNA, 5663 nt
Organism: Oncorhynchus nerka (sockeye salmon)
Lineage: Eukaryota; Metazoa; Chordata; Actinopteri; Salmoniformes; Salmonidae
Product: protein FAM83B-like
Exons: 5
Coding region: 206-3088 (960 amino acids)
Biological process (GO): signal transduction
Cellular component (GO): cytoplasm; membrane
Molecular function (GO): protein kinase binding
Source: RefSeq, a predicted model, not a curated record
GAGUGCUUCUCAUGUUGAGACACCUCCUUGUCUUUGUUACUUUCAGUUGGCAGAUAUAAGCUUUUCCUCCAAUACGGCUUAACAGUCAGCAGAAUACAUUGAAAGAUGCCGGACUGGGAUUUAUUGGGAAACUACAAGAUACAUUUUCUAUAACUCAUACUUUUAAUCGUCCACCAUCUGUAACAGGGUUCGCUUAGCCAUUGUGAUGAUGGAAUCCGAACAACUCUCCCUGCUGUCCUCCUUGAAAGGAGCGUUGCAGUCUGAGGAUUACAUUCAUCCCCACUAUAAGGAGGCUUAUCGCCUUGCUAUCGAUUCCCUGGUGAAUGGUGGCAGAGAGAGCUACCAGGAGUUCCUCAAGGCCGAGCGGAUAGGGAGCUUUCUCUCAGAAGAUGAACUCCACUUCAUCACUACAAAUGCCUCACACCCAUUGCCUAGCAGCCACACAGAAGAAAUCAAUGGACCAGCACUGGACACUCCGGCCAGCAAGUCCUCAACUGGGACGUACUGGCCUGUGCACUCAGACAUAGUAACACCCGACCUGGAGUUAGGAUGGCCGAUGGUCAUGCAUGAUAAACUCCAAACCAAUAUAGAUCUGCUUUUCCAUCCACCCAGACUAAACAGCCCCACCAUUAAAGAGGUGAUCCGUAAACAGAUUCAGGGUGCCAGACAGGUUAUUGCAAUUGUAAUGGACAUUUUUACAGAUGUGGAUAUAUUCAAAGAAGCAGUUGAUGCCUCCAUCAGAGGAACUCCAGUUUAUGUGCUUCUGGAUGAAUUUCAUCUGCAAAGCUUUCUCUCAAUGGCUGAGAAUCAAGACAUCCAAAUCCCAAAACUUAGGAACAUGAGAGUACGCACAGUGAAGGGGCAGGAUUACAUCUGUCGUUCAGGAGCUACAUUUCAUGGAGCAAUGGAGCAGAGGUUUCUAUUGGUGGACUGCCAAACAGUGGUGUACGGAUCAUACAGCUUCAUGUGGUCCUAUGAGAAAAUCAACCUGAGUAUGGUGCAGGUCAUAACAGGCCAGCUGGUGGAGUCCUAUGACGAGGAGUUUCGAACGCUCUUCGCUCGCUCCUCCAUGCCAGCAGUUCUCGCCCCUCCCGAGGGUGUGCUACUAGAAAGGAAUGGAAGGCAUGCUCUGGCAAAGUAUGCUUCUCAAUCCAGCCAAGCCUUUGAGAGGAAGGACCAGUUGAGACAUACCCUGGACACAGUGUAUAGGAAAGCCUGUGAGAGACAGAUGGGCAUGACGAGCCCUAUCAGAGAGAUGGAGGAGAGACUUUAUGAGGAGGAGCCAUUUCAACACAGACCCAUGGUCAAUCAUGGUGUGAGUGUUCAAAAACACAUCCAUCAGUUCCAGUCUGCAGAGACUGCAAACUUCCUGAAAAGACACAGUUAUGCUGGGGAGAGACAAGAAGUCUUGCAUGUUCCACACAACACAAGGUAUGGGGCAAGCAACUGGAAUGUGGCUGGAGAUGAAGGUUAUCACUGCGCCCCGGGAAGAAACCACUUUUCCAAUGCUAUGGAUGACAAUUCUCAGGGGGCACAGAUGUACAGAGGUCACAAUAUUCGGCAGUCCUACCACGGAAAUGACAAACACGCCCGCUCCAUGCAGCAGAACAUACCGACUUUGGAGCACACGGCUAAGUCCUUCUUGCGCACAUAUAGGAUAGAGUCUUACCUCAAUAACACUGACACUCCUAUUGGGGAAUCAUGUGAUUAUCUGGACCAGUAUGAAGCUCUGGAAAACAAAGCUAGCUCAUUCAUUCCCUCCAGAGUUAGGUCAUCCCUUGUUUUCAAGUCCACUAUUCCAGAGCAACCGGAGACAAACAGUUACUCAAAAAACUCUUCCAUACGUCAGGUCGAUCCCUCUGCAAGGCAAAACAAUGCACCGUAUUACUCAUCAAUGCAACGGAAUCCAGCAACAUCAAUGGAAAACAGAAUGAGACAGGAUGAGUUUAUAAUGAAGAAGCAAAGUCUGCAAAUUUUGGAUGAUCCCAGGAAUAACAUUGGCUAUGGAAGAGACCCACAUCAGUCUGUCUAUGCCAGCCUGGGCAGAACCAAAGGGGGACUGGUAAUCAAAAACCCUGAGCUCCUCCAAGACAACUGGCACAAAAGGCACAGUGUGGCAGACCCAAAGUCCAACAUAGACUACAGAGACAAUAAAGAGUCCUCCAGUCACAUGUAUGGUGGAGCCUUUGUGAGGAAACAGGCAGAUGGUGGUGGAAUAAGAGUGGGUGCACAGAAUGGUGGAUAUUCUUCAAAUCUGAAUGAGGAUCAGAGAUCUGUCUCUCAAUAUGAUGUCAAAAACACAGUGGACAUAAAGAGACCCCCUCUUUCCAUUUGGAAAGAGCCUCCCUCCAGAACUGUGUCUGCAGCAGCCCUUGAUAUGAACAGCAAAGAGCCCACUUACAAGUCCACCAGUACAGCACUGGGCUCACCUCGUUUCCUCAAGAAGAGCUCCAAGAAAAUCAGAUCAUUGCUCAACAUACCAGAGAAAAAAGAGGGUUCCCCUCUAACCAAGGAAAAUGUCAUUCCAAAAGGGGGUGGUAGCUCAGACACCAUAGUGACUGAGGAAGAAGAACAAAGACCAAACAGAGAGAGGAAGGUUGCAUCGCAGAGUGGCACCGCAAAUCCAAGCAGAUCCCCUACCAGGAUAAAGAUGGACAAGAACCACUUUGCAGAUGAUAUAGGUAAAUCAUCAGCCCCUCGUUUCAGCACUGACGAGCUGCAGCAAAACCCUCCUGCCAGAGCUACAUCCAUUAGGACACAGGGGCAGCCUACUGCCAUUGAAGAAAGACAUGAAAGGGCAAGCCUUGCAUCAGGAAACUGGCGUAGCGAUCAGGGGGGCAGUAGUCGUUUGUAUAGCAGAUUUGAGCCUUUCUGCUCAUUUGAGAAGAAGCAACCCCACUCUUUACAAUCUGCAACAGACCCUGCACCCAUACAUGCACCAGAGAAGACCAAGAGCAUGCACUCUGCUAAAAGUAACUCCAACAAUGAACAACACAACCACACUGGCCAGCAGACAACUAGCCACCAUGAAAACAAACUGGGGAAAUUUAUACAAAGAGUAGGGAAUUUCAUUCACAAAAAUAAGUAGUAGAAAAGAAAGUUAGCAUAGUGAACCAAGCCUACUGGUUGAAUGAUGACAUUCAAAAAAGCAAUCAAAUUGUUGACAGAUUGGAAACAGUGUACUGCACCAUUAAACUUGAAAACUGUUCACAUGAAUAGCUGACAUCCUUUCAGGUCUAUUUAGAGCAAUGGAAAACUGAUAAAUAUCAAUGUUUUGAUUAUUAGUAACACUUUCUACGAGGCACAAACAUACAAGCAGGGUCCGGGACAAGGUAUCACGGACAGUGAACUCAAGUCAGAGGACCACAUCUGAAGUCAGACCAGCAGAACUGGGUCAGCAGCACAGUCAGGUGAACAGGGGACAGGGACAGCCAGGUAUCGUCAGACCAGGUAUAUAUAUAUAGAGGGGCAAAAAAGUAUUUAGUCAGCCACCAAUUGUGCAAGUUCUCCCACUUAAAAAGAUGAGAGAGGCCUGUAAUUUUCAUCAUAGGUACACUUCAACUAUGACAGACAAGAUGAGAAAAAAAGUUACAGGAAAUCACAUUGUAGGAUUUUUAAUGAAUUUAUUUGCAAAUUAUGGUAGAAAAUAAGUAUUUGGUCAAUAACAAAAGUGUAUCUCAAUACUUUGUUAUAUACCCUUUGUUGGCAAUGACAGAGGUCAAAAGUCUUCACAAGGUUUUCACACACUGUUGCUGGUAUUUUGGCCCAUUCCUCCAUGCAGAUCUCCUUUAGAGCAGUGAUGUUUUGGGGCUGUUGCUGGGCAACACGGCGACUUUCAACUCGCUCCAAAAAUGUUCUAUAGGGUUGAGAUCUGGAGACUGGCUAGGCCACUCCAGGACCUUGAAAUGCUUCUUACGAAGCCACUCCUUCGUUGCCCGGGCGGUGUGUUUGGGAUCAUUGUCAUGCUGAAAGACCCAGCCACGUUUCAUCUUCAAUGCCCUUGCUGAUGGAAGGAGGUUUUCACUCAAAAUCUCACGAUACAUGGCCCCAUUCAUUCUUUCCUUUACACGGAUCAGUCGUCCUGGUCCCUUUGCAGAAAAACAGUCCCAAAGUAUGAUGUUUCCACCCCCAUGCUUCACAGUAGGUAUGGUGUUCUUUGGAUGCAACUCAGAAUUCUUUGUCCUCCAAACACGACGAGUUGAGUUUUUACCAAAAAGUUAUAUUUUGGUUUCAUCUGACCAUAUGACAUUCUCCCAAUCUUCUUCUGGAUCAUCCAAAAUGCUCUCUAGCAAACUUCAGACGGGCCUGGACAUGUACUGGCUUAAGCAGGGGGACACGUCUGGCACUAAAGGAUUUGAGUUCCUGGCGGCGUAGUGUGUUACUGAUGGUAGGCUUUGUUACUUUGGUCCCAGCUAUCUGCAUGUCAUACACUAGGUCCCCCCGUGUGGUUCUGGGAUAUUUGCUCACCGUUCUUGUGAUCAUUUUGACCCCACGGGGUGAGAUCUUGCGUGGAGCCCCAGAUUGAGGGAGAUUAUCAGUGGUCUUGUAUGUCUUCCAUUUCCUAAUAAUUGCUCCCACAGUUGAUUUCUUCAAACCAAGCUGCUUACCUAUUGCAGAUUCAGUCUUCCCAGCCUGGUGCAGGUCUACAAUAUUGUUUCUGGUGUCCUUUGACAGCUCUUUGGUCUUGGCCAUAGUGGAGUUUGGAGUGUGACUGUUUGAGGUUGUGGACAGGUGUCUUUUAUACUGAUAACAAGUUCAAACAGGUGCCAUUAAUACAGGUAACGAGUGGAGGACAGAGGAGCCUCUUAAAGAAGAAGUUACAGGUCUGUGAGAGCCAGAAAUCUUGCUUGUUUGUAGGUGACCAAAUACUUAUUUUCCACCAUAAUUUGCAAAUAUAUUCAUUAAAAAUCCUACAAUGUGAUUUUCUGGAUUUUUUUUCUCAUUUUGUCUGUCACAGUUGAAGUGUACCUAUAAUGAAAAUUACAGGCAUUUACAGGCCUCUCAUCUUUUUAAGUGGGAGAACUUGCACAAUUGGUGGCUGACUAAAUACUUUUUGCCUCACUGUAUAUAUAUUUUAUGACGUGGAUCAACUUUGAUUCAACCAGUUUUCAGUCUAAGACGAAAAGAGAAAAGCUAAAAGAGUGUGUGUGUGUGUGUGCGUGAGCGUAUGUGUGUGUGUGUGUGUACACUGCAGUGAGGAAAACACUGAACAGAAUUUGUUAAAUCUUAUUUGCUCCUGGAGGCCAUAAUCUGUUACAUCAAAUGGAUGAGCCUCAUAGAAAGUGUUAUCAGAUAUUUAUUUUUUCAAACCUAAAACUAGAUCAGCUACUCGAAGGCUGUGAUGAGAGACUAAAAGUUAACUGUGUUAGAUAGGAUCGAUUCAUUUAUUAGGAUUUAUGGUACAGUAGCUUAAUUUCCAUAUGAAACACAUUAACUGUCAUCAUUCAAUUUUAAAAGAUCACAAUAAAGCUGUGAUCACAGACAGUGGAAAAUAUUUUGUCACAAUAUUAGAUAAACAUAUCCAGGAUCUACAGUGUGUACAUGUACAUGAUUGGGUGAAUGAGUUCAUUUUUUUAACCUUUAUUUAACUAUUUUGAUGACUAGCUUUCUUGUUAAAUGCUUUGGCAAAAUAUGCUUGAAAAUAAAGUUAUAUUUUGUUCUAC